Molecule: messenger RNA, 654 nt
Organism: Zophobas morio
Lineage: Eukaryota; Metazoa; Arthropoda; Insecta; Coleoptera; Tenebrionidae
Product: DNA-binding protein HEXBP-like
Exons: 6
Coding region: 100-642 (180 amino acids)
Molecular function (GO): nucleic acid binding; zinc ion binding
Source: RefSeq, a predicted model, not a curated record
GGUCGAAACUGUUCUAUUCCUACUUCUUUCCCGUUUUUCUGCGUUGAUACCCCCGAGGUUUGGAGGCGUUGUUGCCGUGGUUGUUGAGCGAGUUUUUAAAUGACGAUGACUGAAGCUGUUCCCCAGAGAGCCGCCCGUUCGCGGUUUUCUCGAGCACCCCGUUCUUGUUUCCGAUGUGGGAGGCCUGGCCAUUUCCUGCAGGAAUGUCCCCGGCAAGACAAAGUUUGCUUCAACUGCGAUCAAGAAGGCCAUUUGUCUUCUGAUUGUAAGAAUGAACCCAUUUGUUUAAGGUGCUCUGAGAAAGGGCAUAACAAGUCCGCUUGUCCUAACUUCCGCAAGUUUCCUCUUUGCUACAUUUGCAAAGUUUACGGUCAUCUUUCUUACGAUUGUCCUAAGCACGGCAAGUCUCAAUUUUUCCCGAAAGAAAAGAAAUCUCGCGCUUAUAGGAGAAUCCCAAGAAUCGAUUCCGAGACCGCGGACGUCAAGGGAGCUGUUGGUGGAAAUAGUAACUACGGCAGUAAGCCCUCCCAAAGAGUUUAUGUCCGCAGAGAAAGGAAGCCUCGUGGACCUGUCCGCUGCUAUAAAUGCCAAGGUGAAGGGCAUUUCGCUCGGGAAUGUACCGAAAAAUCCGUGGAAAAUUAAGAUAUAAUAAAG